AUGGAUCACUUUUGCGAUUUGGUGAAGGAGAGGCAGGGGGUACUGAGUUCUCCUGAAGAUGCAAAACUAGCAGGCAGCUGUGUCCUCUUCCAAGACAUGCAGAAGCGAAACCAAGAUAAGUGGAGCAAAUCCCUGAAUAACAAGGAAGCCACCACAGCUCUGGAGAAGAACUUGAAACAGGCCCUUUUAAAUCUACAUGCCCUGGGUUCUACCAACACAGACCCUCAUCUCUGUGACUUCCUAGAAGGCCAUUUCCUAGAUGAGGAGGUGAAACUCAUCAGCAUGCUGAGAAAUUACUUGACCAACUUCCACAGGCUGGUUGGCCUGGAGACAGGGUCGGGUGAAAAUGUCAUCGAAAGGCUCAUCCUCAAGCACAAUUAG
Messenger RNA from Choloepus didactylus (southern two-toed sloth), 381 nucleotides. Its product is annotated as ferritin light chain-like. The transcript has a single exon. Bases 1 to 381 code for a protein of 126 amino acids. Gene Ontology annotation, biological process: iron ion transport; intracellular iron ion homeostasis. Gene Ontology annotation, molecular function: ferrous iron binding; ferric iron binding. NCBI's taxonomy places the organism in Eukaryota, Metazoa, Chordata, Mammalia, Pilosa, Megalonychidae. The record is from RefSeq and is a predicted model, not a curated record. Gene Ontology annotation, cellular component: cytoplasm.